CAGCCUCGAAUCAAAUUAAUAACAAUGGCCGUCGUAGUUGGCUGUCAUUCGGUGGUAUACGCGGAUUAUGUGACAGUGAGAAACGCGUGGCGAGUGGCAAUCGCUGCCGAUCGGUUAGAGUGAUUAUUCCUCGAAUGAAAUCAACGUGACAUACACCACUGUAAAGGAUGAUUUUCUAGUGGGUGGUUGUAUCACGGUAUCAACUAGUAACCACGGAUGACCAGCUGACAAUGUUUUGCCAUUAGCAUAAUUUAGUGCUUAGCGGGCACUCGCGGUAAAUCCAGGAUGUUUAAAGCCGAGGAGUCGUCAAAAGACAGCUUCCUUCAACAAACGAAGGCCGCUAGAGAGGAAAGAGCUCAUGAGAAAGAUAGAGAAGCUGCUGUCACCUUAAUUCAAGCUUAUGUUAGAGGAUGGUUGACCCGUAAAAGAAUAUUAGAAGAAUUUGAUACAAAUUUUCUCAAUGAUGGCGGUACAGAAAUUAAUAUAGAACUGAAACCUGCUUUGCACAUGUACAAGAUUAUUUCUAAAUUUUUGUAUGUAUAUAAAAAAGAAAGGGAUCAAGAAAGAAUAGAAAAAUUAUGUAGAUAUUUAGUAUGGACUCUUGAUUCAGAGUCCCCAGAGACAUCGUAUGUGGGACUUGUACUGAACAAAGAUCACUACAAAUCAUGGAUAAUGCAAAUGAAAACAUUAUUACUUUAUUGUCUAACUGGUUUAGAGAAUCUUAAGCCGGAAAGAGUAUGCGAUCAUAUAUCCAUCCAUUUGAGGUUGCACAUGUUAGUUAGUUUUACAUCAUCAAGAACAUGGGCGAUUUUGAAAGUGGGGGGUAUGGAGAAACUAAGGGUUGGCAUGAAUCGGCUCUGUGCAAAUAUAAUGGGCCACCUAGUCAAUAAUGGGUUCUAUCCCAUUAUGCAGGCUUUUUUAUUGAAGGGAUUGGGUAGGGUGGAAAUUGCUUUGAAACCAAUCGCACUUUCAGCAGUAGUUACAUUGGCAUUGGGGCCCCUAAUUUCUUCUCAAAUGUCAGACAAAUUGGUAUCUCUAUUUUUAAUUAACAUUUUUAGUGUACCUGCUUUGGUCUAUCAUCUAAAUAGUAUAUCAUCUGUGUGUAGUUCAUCCUUUAUUACUUGCAAUUUGUUCGCGCGAAGUUUGGAGUUGUUAAAUUUGGAGCAAAAUUUGAGAAUAGUUUUUAACGCUUUAGAAGGUAGCUAUGCAUUGUGUUUACUAGCCAAUUUAAUACAAUUGGCCAAUAUUGAAAGAGAGGAAGUACUGAGAGAGCUAUAUUUUCCUUCUUUUACGUUUGUUGUAACAAAAAUGUUGGAGGCGUGUCAACAAUACGUAGUCGCAAAACAAAGUAAUUUAACACAUUGGCACCCUAUCUUGGGGUGGCUUGCCCUAAAGGUUGACACAACUUUGCAAGAACCUAUUCCAUAUGUAAAAACACAAUUAGCAUGUUUAUGGACGGGAAGAAUAGUUGCACAAUUAAUUGGUCAACCGUUAACAGAACUUAUAGAGAAAGAGAUACCUCCGUCGUUAGAGCAACAGGGCACAUCUGUUGGUACUAACAUUUUUCGAAGGGCGUUUCUGGAAGCACGUACAAAUAGAAAUAAUAAUACUAAAAAUUACAGGAAAUUGGGAAGCCCAGAAACUACUAGAAUAUCCUUAAUUUGUUCUCUUUAUCAAAUUGCUUUGCAUACACUUACACAGAUGAAGAUGGAGAUACUAACUGGUUUAUGCUAUCAAGAUAAAAUUUUAUACCACAUGUAUUUAUUCUUGGGAACAUUGGGUCCACAUUGUGGUUUGAAGGCAUUUUUAGACCAUUUAGCUGCAAAUACAAAAUGUACAGCACCUGAAUUUCAAAUGUUGAUAUUAUUUUCCGAUUGUAUGACGCACUACGUUACAAUUUUAGAUGAUAUGGAAAUGUACGAACAGCAAGAACCGUUCAAGCUUAGCGAUUUUGUAACGAUAUCGUAUUUUUUAAAUCAGUUUUUGUACAAGGCAGUUUUGAAUAACUUGUUUGACCUGAAAUCGGUUCCUAAUAAUCCUUUGUUCACCUCUCUUCACACACUUUUAAUGGCAAUCUAUCGACGGGAUUGUAGACGGAUGUUUUGUCCGGACGGACAUUGGUUGGCGAAGUUAAUUCGAGUGUCGGGUUUUCUUGCAGACUUGGAGAAGGGUAGACGCGGUGCGGCUCUUCUUCUUUCCAAAAUGCCACAUGUUAUCCCUCACUCGGAACGCGUGGUACUGUUUCGUAAGCACGUGGCUAACGAGAAAGCAGUACUGGGUUUGACCGAAAGUGCUUGCAAUAGUACACCGACAACGCUUAUCGUUGUUCAUAGGACACGCAUAGUAGAGGACGGAUAUCGUCAACUUGCCAUGUUACCUUCCCAAGCGCUUAAAGGUGUGAUCAGAGUUCGUUUCGUGAACGAGCAAGGUCUAGCCGAAGCUGGUAUCGAUCAAGAUGGAGUAUUUAAAGAAUUCUUAGAGGAGACAAUAAAGAAAGUUUUCGAUCCAUCUUUAAAUUUAUUUAAAGCUACUAGUGAAAAUCGACUUUAUCCAUCUCCCACAUCCUCUAUGCAAGAUAAUCACUUGCAGCUAUUUGAGUUUGUUGGUCGUAUGUUGGGUAAAGCGGUAUACGAAGGUAUCGUUGUAGAUGUACCUUUCGCAUCCUUCUUUGUUUCCCAAUUUUCUGGGCAAACCGGAGGAGCAUUGUACAGCUGGCUGGACGAAUUGGCGUCUUUAGAUCGGGACUUAUACCGAAGUCUCACUCUUGUAAAGCAUUAUAAGGGCGAUGUCAGACAGUUAGAAUUAACUUUCUCCCUUGACGAAGACGUUUUAGGUAAAUUAGUCACACACGAGUUGGUUCCUGGAGGACGAGCGGUGCCGGUCACCAACGAGAAUAAAAUUAAUUAUAUACACCUAAUGGCCCACUUCAGAAUGCAUAUGCAAAUAAAAGAUCAGACGACUGCUUUCAUUAGGGGGUUCCGUUCUAUCAUUAAUCUUGAGUGGUUGGCGUUGUUUUCAACCCCAGAAUUGCAAAGAUUAAUUUCGGGCGAUAACGUUCCGUUGGAUUUACGGGAUUUACGGAAACACACGCAAUAUUACGGUGGUUUCCACGACAGUCAUCGUGUUGUAUGCUGGUUGUGGGAUAUUUUGGAGAAAGAUUUUUCAGAAGAGGAAAGGGGCUUAUUCCUAAAGUUUGUUACAAGCUGCUCAAAAUCACCACUGUUGGGUUUUGCACACUUAGAGCCACCGUUCUCGAUUCGUUGCGUAGAGGUCGGCGACGACGAAGACACGGGCGAUACAAUCGGUAGUGUUAUAAGGGGGUUCUUUACGAUUCGUAAAAAGGAUCCGCAGAAUCGUUUGCCCACAUCGUCCACGUGUUUCAAUCUCCUUAAAUUACCAAAUUACCAAAAGAAAAGUACAUUGCGUGAGAAGCUGCGUUACGCUGUCACUAGUAACACAGGCUUCGAGCUUUCUUAAUUUAUAACCGAUUUAACGGUACGCCGGAAUGGUGUCGUCGCUCAAUAAUACCUAACGAAAAUUUAUACAAAGUGAUUCAGUGGUGUCCGGCAAAGGUGUUUUCAGUGAUACCGCAGACUUUGAACUGAACGAAUUGAUAAUUCGUAUAUAUUAUCUGUACAAAAAUUUAAAAAAAAGAACUGCUGCGAAUCAAGUCGAAGAUUCGCACAAGUUUUAUCAGAUAUUAUACGUACGAAGUGGCAAAGUUAUCGCUUUCGUUGCCUUCUCUAGAGAUUGUUGAUAUACUCACGAAUAAGUUUGGUUCAACUAAAUUUUAAUUUACGGUUAUCGCAAAAGACGAACCAACAUUUUGUACUUGUUGAUAUUUUGAUAAGAUUUCGUUUUUCCCAUGCACAAUUACGGGUGUACGUGUCCGUUAAUUCAAACCUAUUCGUCUCGCUCCGUUUUCAAUUUUGAUUUUAAUACACUCUCUCGCCAAAUGGAUAGAUUACUUAUGGUGUAAAGCACACUAUACCUCAUGAGCUUAAUAUUACUAAUACUUGCGCGCUUGUUAGUUCAUAGUACCAUGGGUUAAUGUUAGACAAUUAAAAACAACAGUAAACAGAAGAAGUGAACGUUAAAUGACCGUGCUCAUUGGUGCCCAGUGAACAAUCAAAAAAAAAAACAAGAUUCACAAAUUUCUAAAGAUGUUCGAAUUACUGGAAAGUCGAGGCUCCAUUUUAAGGAGAGCUAUUUUCUCAAAAUUUUGUACAAAUUUAUGAAAGGAUGUGUAAAAGAGAACUAUGAUCUGUGUGGAAAUAUAUGCGUAUAUAGUGUAUCAUUGGACGCUCGUAUGUUUAAGCCCCCCCUGUCGUGAAAACUUUAAUGUCAGUUUAUUCGGAUCGAACGAGUUGUGAUGAUUGUUCUCCUACAUGAGUGUUUCAAGCUGAAUUUCUUGUAAUUUUAUCGUGUCUGUGGUCUUUAUAUGAAUCCAGUGGAUACGAACGACAAAAGGGAGCACAAGGACUGUGUUAUCUGCAAUAGAGCGAGGAAUAACGAAUACUAGAGUGGAAUUUAUUUUUCACGCAGUCCACGCGUAAUUUCGGCAGACGGCUGGAGAAUAUUGUCGAAGGGAAUUCGGUCAGACCAAAGAUAGAAGCCUAUUUAAUCUGAGAAGAGAUGAUUUGAGAUGUAAACCUUUUCAUAUUUUCCUACACGAUCGUAUUGUAAGUUUUCAGGCCUGUAUUCACAGAUUGUAUCUAUAUCGAAUAAGAGUAAUAAACGGGCGUUUCUAGACGGAUAGAAAUAAAUUGUAAGAAAGAAAUAGGUUUAAUCGCGUACCAACUAGUUCGUUAACGUGCACAAUGUGAUUGUUAGAAAGAAAGAAAAAUUAUUUUUCAUUAUGUACAGAAAACAAAAGGUACGAACACAAUAAUUUUGGCCUUUGUUGCUUUCGAUCGGAAGUUUAUCGGAUUUACUACACUCGUAAUGUUAAUUGUGAAUACAUGCCUCGCAAAUAUGUGUACGAUUGAACGAGAAAAAAAAAAAAACAGAUAAUACUCUCCUUUAUGGGUAUACUUAUCACCGAAACGAUACAUGUAUAUGAUAAAUGUGGAUAUUGAUACAAACAUGGAUAUAUGCAAUAAAAUGUCAAAUAAAACUGUUACGGUUGUAAGAUAAGACCGACGAGUUUUCUUCCGAGACCUGUUUUUAUUAGCGUAUCCCACUAUUUUCAUUUGGUACAUAAAUUCAAUCGUACGUAAAUAUAACAAACGCAAUCGAUUUUUUCUUACAAUCGUACCAACGAUAAAAGCCACGUAUAUGGCUAAUUUGUAUUAUUCGUAGCAUUUUUUAUGAGUGUGUAUG
Molecule: messenger RNA, 5322 nt
Organism: Colletes gigas
Lineage: Eukaryota; Metazoa; Arthropoda; Insecta; Hymenoptera; Colletidae
Product: ubiquitin-protein ligase E3B
Exons: 16
Coding region: 286-3477 (1063 amino acids)
Biological process (GO): protein polyubiquitination; ubiquitin-dependent protein catabolic process
Molecular function (GO): protein binding; ubiquitin protein ligase activity
Source: RefSeq, a predicted model, not a curated record